Molecule: messenger RNA, 1780 nt
Organism: Anastrepha obliqua
Lineage: Eukaryota; Metazoa; Arthropoda; Insecta; Diptera; Tephritidae
Product: carboxypeptidase B
Exons: 5
Coding region: 240-1661 (473 amino acids)
Biological process (GO): proteolysis
Molecular function (GO): metallocarboxypeptidase activity; zinc ion binding
Source: RefSeq, a predicted model, not a curated record
CGCUACGCGGAUCACAACGCGCGGAUCAAAAAGUAUUUAAAAAUAUAUAGAAAAUUAAAAGGCGCGCGCGCGUACGCAAAAAAGUUCCUCACGUAACGUAACAAACAGCAGAAAGUAAUUUAACGUAAAGUGUAACGGAUUUGAAGUGACUUGAAUUGGUUAAAAGCGCACGGAAGAAAGUUGGAAAAUCACUUCAGACAGAAACACUUCAUUUCCCCACUUCCCAUCACAUUACGAAAAUGCUGCGCUCCCACCGCAGCAUCUAUAGUGUGUUUGUGCUUUUUGCACUCACCAAUGCUUUCGAUAUCAGCCGCCUGGAGCCCAUAGCAGACCAUAACAUACAAACCGGAAAUCGAAUGCUCUAUGAAAGGGAAAUCAACACGAAUAUCUCACAAGCGUCGGCAGCAGACGAGGAUGUUGGGGAUGGUGUGCUCGAAGUCAAUGAGAUUCCAGUGCGCUACGAUGAUGCACAGCUGUGGCGUAUCUACAAUAUUUCAGAGCAUAUGCAGAAUAGUAUGCCGCUAGCAGAGAUGUUGGAGAGCAAAUUUGGUGGUGUAAUUUGGAAGGAGAAUUCUAAAUUUCUUGAUAUCUCUAUCACUAAGGAGAACUUGAAAGCAGCACGCAGCUAUCUUGCCGAGCACAAUAUCGGUAAAGAAGUGGUGCAUACGAAUAUACAGGAGCUUAUUGAUGCCAUCGAAUUGGAGGGUAUAAAUGCGACACAAGCGGAGUGGGGUAGCCGGACAAAGAAACAGGCGCGCAGCGGUAUGCAUUGGAAGGAUUAUCAUGAUUUGGAAACAAUAUAUGCUUUUAUGCGUGAAAUACGUGGCAAGUUUCCAAAUAUUUGUCGCUUAUAUUCGAUAGGAAAGACAGCGGAGGGACGCGAUUUGAAAGUAUUGAGAAUCUCUGAAAACCCACGCGAAUACAAAAAGAUCUGGAUCGAUGGUGGCAUUCACGCACGCGAAUGGAUCAGUCCCGCCACUGUCACUUUCAUACUCUAUCAGCUCAUGUCAAAUUGGCAGAAUCAACCGGACUACUUGAAACAACGUACCUGGUACUUUAUGCCUGUUGUCAAUCCAGACGGUUACGAUUACAGUCGCAAAGUAAAUCGCUUGUGGCGCAAAAAUCGUUCAUCAUCGCCAUCUUCGAAUUGUUUCGGUGUUGAUUUGAAUCGUAAUUUCAAUAUUAAUUGGAAUGGUCGCGGUUCGUCGACGAAUCCUUGCAGCGAUACCUAUCGUGGCAAAACGCCAGCCUCUGAAUUGGAAACAAAAGCGGUGGUCAAUUUCCUUACGAGACGUAAACAUAACCUAGAAGCCUAUCUAACUUUUCACAGCUAUGGUCAAUUCGUGGUCUAUCCGUGGGCAUAUAAGGCGGCGAAAGUAAAGGAUGCCGCCGCAUUGCAACGUGUCGGUAAUACGGCUGUGGAGCGCAUACUUAAGAAAACCGGCGCCAUUUAUCGCAGUGAUGUAACGCAUGCGCUGCUGGGUAUUGCCGGUGGCGGUUCGGAUGAUUGGGCGCGCGCAACUUGCGGUACGAAAUUCGUCUAUACGGUCGAAUUGCGCGACACUGGCAAAUAUGGCUUUCAACUACCGCCAUCACAGAUACGAGACACCGCCGAGGAGGGAAUGAUCGUUGUUGAAGCCGUGGCGCAAGCGAUUAAUUAAGCAUUUUAUAUUAAAUUAAAUUAUUUGUAUGUAUAUUUAUAUGUAAGUUUUCUUGUGUGUGAAAGUAUUAGAAUUGUGUGUGCGAGAGUGUGUUUCCCAAAAUAUAUAUAUGUAUAUAU